Haliotis rufescens (red abalone) is the source of this 2049-nucleotide messenger RNA. RefSeq lists its product as uncharacterized. Bases 448 to 1740 code for a protein of 430 amino acids. Lineage: Eukaryota; Metazoa; Mollusca; Gastropoda; Lepetellida; Haliotidae. The transcript is spliced from 2 exons. The record is from RefSeq and is a predicted model, not a curated record.
CCAGCUAUCAGGUUACACUAUAGUGGCACCCGACCCCUUCAACACACUCCAUAGUCGGGAUACCGAUAUACCACAGCGCCGCUCAGACAACAUAAGCCAUUGUAUAGGACAGUCUUCACUCUCGCCAAACACUUUAAAAGCCAUAUUUUCAACAACAUUGUGAUCGAAUCACCUUCAAAGGGAUUGCACUGAAAACACAAGGCUACGUGGACGUAAAAUUAGUCAUGUGACCUGUCUGAAUUUACGUACGGCACUUAAAUAUUGAAAUACUCAAAGAAGUUAUAAUUUGUGUGUUGCUCCUAGGAACAACGGGCCAUGUCACUUGAGUAUCGAUCAACUGAUUGUGCACGACGCUCAGGUAGAAGGCAGGCACAAUACAGGUAACAGAGGGAGGAUUGCGGAAGAGCUGGAAGACAUGUGACCGUGUCUCGCUAGGUAACAAGUAUUAUGUCUGGCCGGAAGUACGGGAGCGAUAAAGAGGUAGCGGCCGUGACCUUCAACAUGAAAGAACAGCGAUGUCUUGAGAAAUCCCUACAAACCCUGACUCUAGAGAAAACAUACUCGCUCAAGCUCCUCGACCUUGACCACAGAAUCAUUAAGGUCAACUAUCGGCGUCUGAAGGACAAGGUAUCCCGGAUCAAGUCCAACCUAUCGGCUGACGAAAUUUCAGAUCUACGACAACUUGAAGCAGACGGUAAACUGCGACCGGCGUACAACUCGGUGAACAUCAGUGGAGCUUUAAAAAUUGCCGCAGCGUCGAGGAGGCUUAAAUUUCAGAGGCCUUUACGAGACCGAGCCUCCAGUGCCCAUCCUCGUCUCACAGGGCGCCAUGAAGGCCACAUUCAUGCUCCUCCAUCUUUACCCGGUCUGUGUAGGAGUAAUUCAGUCACCGGCGUGUUCAUCGAUGCCCCUGCCUCUGACGUCACGAGGCGGAGAAUGUCUGCUGACGUGAUUCCUAACAAUGACAAGCUGAGACCUUUAAGUGCCUUCACAAUCGGCCAAUCAAACGUUCAUGAAAGAAAUGGCGAUGGGUUGAAUAAAAGACCAGCGACAUCGUCGUGCGUAGGUUUUGACAAGGCUAAGCUCAAUGUCUCCCGACCUACGACUGGUGUGUCGUGUAACAGCAUUUCUCACGGACACACACAUUCCCCCUUUUCUUCUCACUCCCAGGCAGAAAAAGAUGCCCGUGCACCCUCAGCCUCUCUCAAUCGCCGUCCUAGUAGGGAGUUAAAAUCUACGUACCCAUCUGAUGAUUCAAUAGACUCCAACUUGGGGGAUGAUUUAUAUGAAGAGCGGAGACAGGAGCUCCUGGAGGAAGAGCUCGCCCGAACGGAGGAGCUCGAGCUCCGGAAAGAGGAGUUCCUUCAGAAUAUAAACGAUUAUCUGCGACGGACGAAUCCCCCAGAGCAGGAAGAGGAAGUUACUGUCGCAAAAGCCGAAUCUUUGAAAAGUCUUAUAGUUAGUGAGAGGGUUGCUUCAGCAAAGAAUGGUAAACGUCUCACGAAGAGAAGACAGAUGAAAGUGGAUUUCGACCAAACGCCGACUUUCCUUCCCGAAGCAGAUUAUCGUCGGCGUCUGUUUAAUUUAUGGGCGGACAUGAACAGAUGCCGGUAUCUUCGGGUGCCAGAGGAGCUAAUAGACCUCUCCGGGAUCCAAACUUUGGCUAAGGACCAGAUGCUGCUGUUCGAGGUCUUACGUCAAGCUGAGCAGGAAUCGCUCACGGCGUCAGCACAGUUGUGAAGGAGUGAGCGGGGUAACAUUCCGUCUGUGACAUGUUGGAACAUUGCGAACGGGCUGUGCACAUUUGUUUUGUACACAUGUGGCAAAUCACCAAUGUAUUAAGUUCAUGUCAGCAUUGUAGGUGAGCGUCAAAGAUCCAGAUUGAGCUGUUGAAAUGGAACUCGUUUUGGACUCCUUGUUGUUGAAGCGCCGAUACUGUUUUGCCUGUUAAGACACGUCGUGUGUUGCGAUAUGUGUAUUUUAGGUUAGCAAUCAUUUGAUAUUGACAUGUAUCUUUGAAACUGUCGAAAUGAACGUCUCCAAUUGGUA